This is a messenger RNA of Vanessa atalanta (red admiral), 6732 nucleotides long. RefSeq names its product DNA N6-methyl adenine demethylase (gene Tet). NCBI's taxonomy places the organism in Eukaryota, Metazoa, Arthropoda, Insecta, Lepidoptera, Nymphalidae. The transcript is spliced from 11 exons. Bases 304 to 5397 code for a protein of 1697 amino acids. The record is from RefSeq and is a predicted model, not a curated record. Gene Ontology annotation, biological process: positive regulation of transcription by RNA polymerase II; oxidative demethylation. Gene Ontology annotation, cellular component: nucleus. Gene Ontology annotation, molecular function: DNA 5-methylcytosine dioxygenase activity.
GCCCACCACGCGCCUUACGUAACACCGACAUCGAUACCGUGUUGCACAUCACUACUUCCCGCGCGAAUUACAUUUUGAAUUUUCGAACGCGUGUGCUGUGUUUUUUUUUAUUUUGUGUCUGGAUUUUCCGGCUGGUGACUCAAACUUGAGGUCUUACAAGACAUCAAGAGCUACCGCGGUCGUAAGCCUUUGGGCGGAGGAGUAUCAUCAGCGGUCGGGUUGAGCCCUGGACUGCCAGCCGCCGCAUCUCCGGGCCCUGCUGCGCCCGCUGCACCUAGCCCUGCACCAGCCACAACACCGGCCAUGAAACAGGAACAUCCAAGCCAACCCAUGGCUCCAAUGCCAUUUUAUGCGGGGGACCCAAACAGAUUCCCUACAGCCUGGCAAACAGAUCCUUCACAAGGUUGGCAGAAUCAAUUUAUACAGCAGCUUCCUACCCAGACUGGCCAAACGACCUUAGACUAUCAAGGAAAUCAUACCCCUUACGCAACAUCUCCUCAUUACCAAGCCAACACCACGUACACCGUCCAAAACGUCGCUACUACGUUUGAUGUCACAAACAAUGCUUAUUAUCCAGCUGGAGUUCAAACUAUUCCAGCACAAAGACCACCAUCGAACCGUGGAGCGUAUACUCCCGUGCCAUCACCGCGAGCUCCACUUUAUACGACUGAGUAUCAACAACAAAUGCAGCAACACAGACAAGAAGAAGCCGAACAGCAGAUGUUCUCUCAAUCAGACAGGGUCAACUUAAAUUCUAGAUUAAAAACAAUGAUAUUAAAUAAACAGAACCAUAUAAGGGAUGGCACAAAUACACCACCAGAUAAAGGCGACCCCGGAGAGGGACCCCCUCGCGUUAUCGAUGAUAGAAAAAGUGGGGUUACUGAAGAUAGAAAUAACACCGGUCAUUUUUUAUCGUAUAGCCACCAUCUCCGAGAUAAUUACCGUAUAGGUGAACAGGGUAUAUCUGUCGCUGGUAAUUAUUCACAAAACACCCACGCUUAUGGUUUGGGUGACUUCGGAGGUGGUGGCCACCACGUAUGGGAGGGGGGGACGGAAGUCUCGAAAAAUUAUGAAAAAAACAAUUUGUCUAAGACUGUAUCUAAAACAUCUCAAAAAUUACCGUCUUAUACUGAUAUGAGACCACAAUAUGGAACAUAUACCAAUGUACCAUAUGACGCGCAAAAAUAUGCAGAAAUGUACGGUAGUGAUAGUAAUUUAAGUUAUAAUCAACAAGAUAGCAAAGAUUUUCAAUCAAAGAUGCUUAUUGGACCAGUAUCCGACAUUAAUCAACAAAAUUGCGCAUCCUCGCGUGAUGUAAACGCACAAAAGAGAGCUUAUGAUAGAGAGCCUUAUGAUCCUAAAUUUAGACAUCAAGUAGCACCUCUAAUACCUAAAUUAGAAAUACCAGAUAACUUCCAGUAUUUCAAAGAUCCAAUAAAAAUAGAACCUCAGAGACAUUUGAAUCAAAACGUAUAUUCAAAACCAAACGAAACGCUUGCGAAUAUUUCUUAUAAAGAAUAUUCAAACAACAUUUCUUCCAGACAAGGCCAAGUCACGGCUUUACCGCCAAUAUCAACAAUAAAACAUGAGAACUUUAACCAGAAACCUCAAAUCUAUCAGAACUUCCAGAAUGGUCCUUAUGAAAGAAAAAAUAAUAAAAAUGAUGUUUACGCACAAAUCCCAAGGAUACAAGAGAGUGUAGGUUUUCAGAAAUAUAAUAGAAAUUAUGAAGCUAGACAUGAAAAAGAAUCGGAUAAUUCUGAACGGAGCACCCCUAUUGAUCCUAAACCACCUUAUUAUAUAGAACAAAUUAAAUCAGAACAUUCACCACCUGGACACAAGAUAUAUAAAAAUUUAAACUACGGUCCACCUAGAAAUGAACCAUACAUGUUUACAGGGGAAGGAGGACCAGUGUCUAUUAGAAAUGAAAUAGGCUAUGCUUGUUGUAGACAAGGAUCUACAAAAAAUCCUCCACCAGAACAUUUAAGAGAUGGAGCUUGUCCUGGCCUUCAAACUAAAGAUGAAAUUCUAGAAGACGAUGCUGAAAAUACUGAUAAAACGGAUUCUAAAAAUCAAUCUAAACCCGGCACCCCAGUGCCUGAAUCACAUAUCAAAAAUACUAAGGAGAAUCAAUUCAAUUAUUCUAAGGAAUAUUUGGAUAAUUUGGAAAGGUUAAAAAAUAAUUCAAGGACGGAAGUACCAGAUUGCAAUUGCUUCCCAGCAGACAAAAAUCCUCCAGAACCUGGCAGCUACUACACUCAUUUAGGAGCAUCAUCAUCUUUGUCCGAACUGAGAAAAGAUCUUGAAGCACGUACAGGGCUAUCUGGCAAAGAACUACGAAUUGAAAAAAUCUGCUAUACUGGAAAAGAGGGCAAAACUGCCCAAGGUUGCCCUAUGGCUAAGUGGGUCAUACGGCGCUCUAACUAUACAGAAAAAGUAUUAGUCGUCGUAAAAUUUCGUAAUGGCCACAAAUGUGCUACAUCAUGGAUAGUAGUGUGUUUAGUAGCCUGGGAAGGAAUUCCACAAUCCGAAGCUGACUUAGAUUACACAUUGCUAUCUCAUAAACUGAAUAGAUAUGGUUUGCCAACAACACGUCGAUGUGCGACAAACGAAAACAGAACAUGUGCAUGUCAAGGUCUUGAUCCAGAAACAUGCGGCGCAUCCUAUAGUUUCGGUUGCUCCUGGUCCAUGUAUUACAAUGGAUGCAAAUACGCCCGUUCAAAAACUGUCCGUAAGUUCCGACUUUCGGUCAAAACUGAGGAGAGCGAGAUUGAGGAGCGUAUGCACGUUUUGGCAACACUUUUGAGCCCAUUGUAUAUGAACCUUGCACCUAAAUCAUUUGAUAAUCAAUGUCAGUUCGAGAAAGAAGCUUCAGAUUGCCGAUUAGGUUUCAAGCCUGGACGACCGUUUUCAGGAGUAACAGCUUGCAUAGAUUUUUGUGCUCAUGCGCAUAGAGAUCUACACAACAUGAACAACGGUUGUACUGCCGUCGUGACCCUCGCCAAACAUCGUGCACUUUCAAAACCUAACGACGAACAAUUACAUGUCCUUCCGCUAUACGUUCUAGACACUACUGACGAGUUUGGUUCAAAGGAAGCUCAGGAAGAAAAGAUGAAAAGUGGGGCUCUGGAAGUCUUGGACAAAUAUCCUAUGGAAGUGCGGGUUCGAUCGGUUCCUCUACAACCCUGUAGACGCCAUGGUAAAAAAAGAAAAGAUGAUGAAAAUUCAGAUUCGAAUAAUUCGUCUACAAACACGCCUCAACAGAGUCCGGGUAAUCAGAAAAAACCUCAAUGUACAACACCUGCACCUAAGACUCCACAACCAAAUGAUGUCAGAAAUAACGCCAGUCCGAGAAGCCAAAGCAGUGCUUCACCUAGAGCUAAUACACCUGCAUUAAGUCAAUCGAAUAAUUCGGCUUUUUCCAAUAAUCCACAUUACAAUUCGGCCUUUGUUAAUCCAAAUAUGCACGGUCUUAAUCCCGGACUAAUGAAUGCAAGCUUAGGGAAUCCUGCUUUACUUGAUAUGGCUACUAUGAUAGACAAUUUCACUGAUGCACAAUUACAGAGCAACCAAAUUUCUAGUACUGUGUUAGAUUCACCAUACAAUCCUUACGAUCAAAGUUACAAUCUUCAUAACCAGAGUUCUAUCUAUAAUCCGAAUCAUGUCCCUGCUUUAAUGGAGAACAACAGUCAAAAUUCAAAUCCCAAUCAAUUACCGAGUUUUUCGCCUGCAUUACAAAAACGAGAUCAACAAUUUAGUACUCAUAAUUCAGGCCCAAUGAAUGCACCUCAACAGCAAUGGCCUGAUUUUGAUAAUACGGAAAUAUUUAACAAUGUCGUUAAGGAAGACCCUGAUUCGACCACAGCUCAUUUGAAUAUGCCACCCAAUAACUAUAGUCCAGAUUCAAAUCGUAGCGAUACAAACUCAGAUCAAAUCUACAAAAAUAACACAGAGUCAGAAAAGCAACACGUGAUAAAUGACAUAUCACAAAAAAUACCUGAAUUUGAUAUGCCUAACUCCCCAAGAUUAACGGAGAUUUCUCAAAAAACACAUAGAACACCAGAAUCGCCGGCAUCUUCGCAAGAACUUAAAUCGCCAAAUAAUGAUACAAUUACUAACCCCGAAAUUCGAAAAAGUGUGUGGAAAUCUCCUGAUUCUAAAAACUGGGAAGCUAAAUCUAAGGAACAAGUUAAUGAAAAUGAAAGUGCAUUAUUUCGAGUACCUAAAGCUAGGCCACCAUCCCGGUCUCAAUAUCUUAACCCAAAUGAAGGUAUGGAAAAUUCAACUUUUUUGAAACCAUAUCCACCAUCUGAUAGGAACCAUACAAACCAAGGAUAUGAACAUAGAAGUAUGCAUGAUAUCAGAAUGAAUAAUGUUGUUCCCCCAACGUCAGCAGUUCAGUCUAAUUAUACUAUUAGCCAUGAUGAAACGCAAAACACAUCCUCAAAUAAACCCGUGGCUGAAUUCACGGGCAACAAUUUCCAUCCGAUUAGCCAAAAUUCUUAUAGUAAUCAACCUUCAAUGCAAGGUUACGGCAAUUAUCCUCAAAUGACAAACGCUUAUCCAUUUUCAACAAACCCAUAUGGACAUUAUAAUCCGUAUGAAAAUUCCUACAACGAUUAUAACAGUCUAGCAUAUUACAAUGCCGAAAAGUAUAAAAGAGAAGAAUUAAUAAGAAAUUCACAUUGCUACAAUUCUUAUGGAUACCAAUAUAAUCCAAACUUCGCCGCCAACUUCUAUCAGAAUCCGAGUCCUAAUUGGUGCCAAUCUUCACCUAAUUGGUGUUUGUAUCCUCCGCCCUUUUCUAUUCCGUAUCCGCCGGAACCACCUAAAGCGGAACCAAUAGGAGAAGUUACAGGCUUAUCAGAUAAUCUUGAAUGUUUCAAAGACAGUCAAAUGGGAGGUGUCGCUAUAGCGUUAGGUCACGGAAGUGUAUUAUUCGAAUGUGCUAAACACGAGAUGCAUUCCACCACGGCUGUCAAAAGUCCAAACCGAGUAAACCCGACACGUAUAUCAUUAGUUUUCUAUCAACACCGAAAUUUAAAUCGCCCUAAACAUGGUCUCGAAGAAUGGGAGGAAAAAAUGAGGUUAAAAAAAUUGGGAUUAAAUCCAUCGACACCAAGCACACCCGGUCCCAAUUCAAAUUCAGCGUCACCUGCGACGACCCCUGGGCCCGACCAACGACAGAUUACCACAGCAGAAAAAUGGAAAAAUAAUGAGAACCUAAUUCCAGGUGGAUACAGUUCACUAUCAGCAUUAGUGGAAGCAACAAAUGCUGCUAAGAAAAGUGGUCAGAUUAGACUGAGGACGGACACACAAACAACAAUGUCCUGGACCACUCUAUUCCCCAUGCACCCCUGCACUGUCACAGGUCCAUACCAAGAGUCCGGUACUUGACGCAAGCCAGGCCCUUUAGGGCAGUGUUCUUCCAAAAGACGGAGUGAAAUCCCUUCCGUAGCGAUGUAAGGUUUAAUAUGCCUUUUGAUCUAAGUCUUCUAGAGGAAAGUGCUUUCCACAAUUGUUUUGUAGUUCCUGGAUUUAUAGAACUUAAGCUCUCAAACUUUCGAUAAACUGGUCCAUUGUUCCCAUGAAAUUCCUUUAUUGCAUUUACAUUGGAAUUGACUACCGUUAUAACUUGUAUUUUUCAAUGUAAACCGAGUGAGUUUUUAAUCAAAGAUGUAAUUUAAGUUUAUAUUUUAAUAGUGUUUAUCGCAUUUCAGCUAGUCUUACGUUACUACGUUAGUAUCUAUGGUAUUUCUUAGGCCGUAACUGUAGAAUUAUUUGUAUAUUGACGUAUUUAGUUUUACCGGCGAAUCGAAAUUUUCGAAUAAGUUUAUAUUUUUACAUGCUAUAUGUAACAUAAUGACAUUAGCGUACGGUUUGUCUGCAUAUUUUGUCAUUUUUAAGUUAAACGCAUAAGCAAUUUGUUAUGCGAUGCAAUGAUCUCAUGAAAUACUAACCCUACAAUUUAUUCAUUAUAAUCAUUAUUCAGAGCGAAAGUACAAAACAACACAAUGAGGCUAACGCAUAGCCCGCUGAGAAGGACGGACGCGUUUGACGAUCGUUUUUAUUUAUAUUUUUGUACCUUUAUCUGUCUAUUAGUUACUUUAUUUAAAUAAUUUAAUUAUCAUUCCUCUGCCUACCCGAUUGUUUUGUUUUGGCAUUUUGUUUUACGAAUAAAAUUAUAAGAUCAUGGCAGCAUGUGUUAUAAUAAUACAAACGUAACGAGUGCUUUUAUAUUAGGUUAAGAGGUGUGUAUUUUUAACUUUUAGAAUAUUUAACUUAUUUAUAUUGUAUUACGUGAAUCAUUAUGAAAUCAUUUGCUUUGUAUCAAUUUAGUGUUAUAGUAGGUAUUAAUAUUUAAUAUAUUUGCUUUACGAUUUGACAUUAAAUUAUGGGCAGUUGUUUUAUGCAUGUUUCAAGAGCCUUCUUUACUUUUUUUACUUGAGUGCCUGUGCGUCUGGCAAUCACCAGAAAAGAGAAAUUCUUAUAUUGAAAACACAUUUUCGAACCAUUGAAUGUGACCUUAUUUGUGAAUCGAGUGCGUAUAGUAAUGUUCUGCUAAUUUAGCUAUUAUAAAAAAGUUAUAAUUACGUUCAUACGUUAAAAAAAGAAAGAUUAAUAAAUUACAUACAUUUAUAAGAUAGAGUAUUUGCGAAAAAAUUCAGGCGCUUGGAAAGAUUAUAAAGUAGGCAUAUUAUUGAAAAUGAAUAAAAACAUACUGAUGAAUAG